Pyrus x bretschneideri (Chinese white pear) is the source of this 779-nucleotide messenger RNA. RefSeq lists its product as uncharacterized. NCBI's taxonomy places the organism in Eukaryota, Viridiplantae, Streptophyta, Magnoliopsida, Rosales, Rosaceae. Bases 87 to 362 code for a protein of 91 amino acids. The record is from RefSeq and is a predicted model, not a curated record. The transcript has 2 exons.
CGCGGCCAAACACGAGAAGACAGCCGAGCCUGCGUUGAACAAAAGAAACCGCAAGGGAACGAAAGAGUGCGAGAAAGCAGAAGAAAAUGAGCAGCGAGGCCAAAACCAGUGGCACAACUGCCGCCGGAGGAGGAGGAGGCGGUGGUGGAAGGGGAUUUAGGGCGAAGAUGGAGCACUACUUGUACAGCGGUGAGAAGAAGCACGUAUUUGCAGGCCUCGUUAUUAUCAGCGCCGUCUUUGCCGUUCCUUGGUACCUCAUGAAUCGAGGGGCAAAGCACCAAUCUCAUCAAGAUUACUUAGAAAAAGCUGAUAAGGCAAGGAGUGAAAGACUUUCUUCAGGGACACCCGCCGCUGCUAAAUGAUUUCACGAGUUUUAUGUUGAAGGUGUGUAACUUUACUCUGGUUUUUCAUAAUGGUUGCAACUUGGAAGGUGCAAUAGGUUUUUUUGCCUUCCUCAACCCGUUUUCCAGAAGAGUGGCUUCUCAUGAUCCUUGAGGAGUAAUGGCUGUUCUGUUUACUUUUGUUUUGAUAAAUACAUGUUUACGGUUAUGAGGAAUCGUUAUGAAUAAUUAGGUUGUGUUUCUUGUCAUGUUGAGGUGCACCAUGAUCCUUCCAUGUCAGGAAUUCCUUUGAUUUCUAACUAGCAAGCAAUAGGCUCCGUUUGUUCUCAUAUGGAGCUUGCAUUUUAUGUUAACUUUGGGUUAAAUACUCGAGUUUCCAGACUGUUGAACCAAAACAAAGAAUUCAUGCAUCAGUUUUAUUAAUUUUGUUGACUUGCA